AUCGAUUCGACAGCUGUUCGAAAAAACUGCGAGGAUUUCGACUAGUUUUUCGCAGUUUUCAGAGAGUGCAAAAGAAUUGUAGAAUUGUUGGUCAAACAAGAGUAAUUACUAAUUAUUCAUAGUUUAUAAAGGGUGUCAUAUCCUUAACUAUCGUUGAUCUGCCUGAUAUCUUGGUGCCGGUUUAAAACUCUAGGAGACAGGAGAUCAGACAAAAGAGAAAACUUAAGCCGAAAUAAAUAAAGGCAAAAGAACCACAGUGAUAUCUUUUGAAAACCUACAACAUGUUGCUGCAGCGGAACAAAUUAGGCAGCGUACGGCCACCGAAACGUUGCAGGAGCGACAUGGACAACACCUCCACCUCGGACAUUGUCAUCAUCAAUGGCAACUCGCACCCGGACCUGGCCAACAUGGUGGCCGAGCGAAUGGGCAUCAAGAACGGCGGCUGCUCCGUGUUCCACAAGUCCAAUCGGGAGACGAUUGUGGAGAUAAGUGACUCCGUGAGGGGCAAGGACAUCUACAUCAUCCAAACAGGCACAAAGGAUGCCAACAACAACAUCAUGGAGCUGCUGAUCAUGGCCUACGCCUGCAAGACCUCCUCGGCGCGCUCGAUCGUGGGAGUGAUUCCGUACUUGCCGUACUCCAAGCAGUGCAAGAUGCGCAAGCGCGGCUGCAUCGUGUCCAAGCUGCUGGCCAAGAUGAUGUGCACCUCGGGCCUGACUCACAUCAUCACCAUGGACCUGCACCAGAAGGAGAUCCAGGGCUUCUUCGACAUACCAGUGGACAAUCUGAGGGCCUCGCCCUUCCUACUCCAAUAUAUUCAGGAAAGCAUUCCCGACUAUCGCAACUCGGUGAUUGUGGCCCGCAAUCCGGGCGUGGCCAAGAAGGCCAAUUCCUAUGCAGAGCGACUGCGCCUCACCUUGGCAGUCAUCCACGGAGAACAGAAGGAGACGGACGCCGACGAGGUCGACGGUCGGUACUCCCCGCCACCGACCAGUGCGUAUAGCAAUUUAUUAGGAAAUUCAGUUGAAAUGUGCUUACCAGCGGCGCCUAGAAACUCUACUCCACAACACGCCCCAUCCAGCAGCAACCGCCAGCGGACCACUUCGGUGUCGGUGGGUGUUCCGGAGCACAUCGUCAAGGUCAAGCCACCGCUGACCAUUGUGGGAGAUGUCAGCGGUCGCAUCGCCAUCAUGGUGGAUGACCUGAUUGACGAUGUCCAGGCCUUCGUGGCCGCCGCUGAGAUGCUGAAGGAGAACGGUGCCUGCAAGAUCUACGUGCUGGCCACGCACGGUCUGCUUAGCUCGGAUGCACCUCGCCAGCUGGAGGAGUCGCCCAUCGACGAGAUCGUUGUCACCAAUACCAUUCCACACGAGAUCCAGAAGCUGCAGUGCCACAAGAUCAAGACGAUCGACAUCUCCAUUCUGAUUGCCGAGGCCAUCCGCCGCAUCCACAACAAGGAGUCCAUGUCCUAUCUCUUCCGCAACGUAACGCUGGAGGACUAGGGAGCCCACCCACUCAACCGCCCACCCACAGCGCCCUGUUCCCGCUUGAAGUCACAAAAAUAGUGUUGCUGCCGGCUCGUUUUGUGCCGGCUUUGUUUGUUUUUCGCUUUUAGACAUCAUUGCUCAAAUAAAAAUGAAUGCCCCACAUUCUGUAGCGUACUUUUAGGCCCCCACUUACUCCACACUGUACUACACGUUGUGCGGUCACCGAAGGUUGACCACUUUCUUCUAGCUCUUAAGAUCCCACAACUUUGUCCGAAUAAAAGCUGAAUGUACUCAA
This is a messenger RNA of Drosophila ficusphila, 1782 nucleotides long. Its product is annotated as phosphoribosyl pyrophosphate synthase-associated protein 2. Gene Ontology annotation, cellular component: ribose phosphate diphosphokinase complex; cytoplasm. NCBI's taxonomy places the organism in Eukaryota, Metazoa, Arthropoda, Insecta, Diptera, Drosophilidae. Gene Ontology annotation, molecular function: magnesium ion binding; ribose phosphate diphosphokinase activity. The record is from RefSeq and is a predicted model, not a curated record. The transcript has 8 exons. Gene Ontology annotation, biological process: 5-phosphoribose 1-diphosphate biosynthetic process; purine nucleotide biosynthetic process. Bases 282 to 1502 code for a protein of 406 amino acids.